Phymastichus coffea is the source of this 573-nucleotide messenger RNA. RefSeq lists its product as uncharacterized. The record is from RefSeq and is a predicted model, not a curated record. The coding region runs from base 67 to 381 and encodes 104 amino acids. The transcript has 2 exons. NCBI's taxonomy places the organism in Eukaryota, Metazoa, Arthropoda, Insecta, Hymenoptera, Eulophidae.
GCUCGUGAUGUACUACGCGAUGUACAGUGGGGAUAUAGUAGCCGUUUCUAUCUCACGGAAGACACAAUGGUGUGCAUAUCCCCCUAUACAUGUCGCUGCGAGCAGCUGGAACAACCGCGCUGUGUUACGUUCGCCGUUACGAACUGUCAAUUGCAGAGCUGCUUCUCUAAGCAACUUUAUUUUUCUCUUCGAGGUUUAGGGGCUUUUUAUGUAAGGAGACAUCUGACGUCGGGUAACAUGGACAUCGGACGUGUGUCGAGAUCACCAAGUGCAACCAUCAUCAACACUGUAAGAGUAAACAAAUAUGACAAAAAAGUAGCUCCAAACAAUCAGGCUGAUGAUUUCAAACUUCCUGUAGCAGACGACGUUUGGAUAGCGUAGCAGAAAGGAAACUAGAAUUAUAUAUGCUGCGAAUUGCCUCCGCUCCGCUCCCCCAUUCUUUGAACCUCGACCUGGAUGGACCAAUGCGAAAACAGCCCGACACAAAUAACAUUUUAUUAAAAAAAAUGAUCACAUCUCACGUAUGUAUAAUUGUACUUCUCGAAAAAAUAAUUAUUUGUUAUUGUACCAUUA